AUGACUCGAGGUAGCCGACGCCAACAGGAGCCCAGAGGCAUGCACAACGGUUGUACGACUCAAGCCGUUGAAGCCAUCAAAGUCGGCCAGUUCGCAUUGGAGAGUUCGCAAAGCAGCGAGUUGAUCGUAUACCCGCAUUUGGUGUGGCCCUUUACCCCAUAUUCGUUGUCCUCUUCCGUCAGCGGUUCCAUUGUUUGGUCAUCACCUCCUCUGAUCGUUUGGUCCCCUGCUUUCCUACGACGGGCAUCCGCUAACCCGUUUGGCUCCAAAGUACCUACGCUACGACAAGCCGAGCAGAAGCCCAGCGGAGAAGUGGUUACCCAACUGCAGGGCAAGAGGUUCGAGGCUCAUGCACGCUCCCAGGGCACCCCAACCCUGGUCGACCUGCUUGUUCUCGGUCAUUCCAAGGCCUCGCUCCAGUCGUCGACCCCCAACACCCGACCCGCUACACUAGUGUAG
This is a messenger RNA of Neurospora crassa OR74A, 459 nucleotides long. RefSeq lists its product as hypothetical. The transcript has 2 exons. The coding region runs from base 1 to 459 and encodes 152 amino acids. The record is from RefSeq and is a predicted model, not a curated record. Lineage: Eukaryota; Fungi; Ascomycota; Sordariomycetes; Sordariales; Sordariaceae.